AUGGCCAGCGCGACAGUGACCAAGCCCACCCUCACCUACUUCAACUCGGCCGGUCGUGCCGAGGUUCCGCGCAUUCUUCUGGAAGACGCCGGCGUGGACUACGACUUCGUGGCCAUCACCAACUGGGCCGAGGUCAAGCCUGAGUACCAAGCCGCAGGGAAGGCGCCGUUUGGCCAGCUGCCCAUCUACGAGGAGCCCGGGCUGGUGCUGGCGCAGAGCUCGGCCAUCGCCCGACAUGUGGCGCGGGAGCACGGCUACUACGGUGAGACCGCACACGACGCUGCCCUCAUCGACCAGGCAUCGGAGGGCGUGGCCGACAUCGUGAGCCGCCUGAUCCAGGCGUUGUUCCUUCCGCUGCCAGACGACAAGCGAGCCGAGGCCAAGGCCAGCCUGCUCAACGAGUUCCUUCCCGCGCAGUUCGAGAUCUACUCCAAGCUGCUUGAGAAGAACGGUAACAACGGCCACCUCGUCGGCUCCAAGCUGAGCGUGGCCGACGUGAGUUUGUGGGUGACCCUGGGCAUGGUGUUCUCGCGAGUGGAGGGCAGCAAGGACGCGGCAGCCAAGUACCCCAACCUCCAGGCCUUCCUCGAUGGCGUGGCGUCUCGCCAGCGAAUCAAGGCCUACCUGGCCCGCGAUGUCUACGCAGCCAAGAAGGAGUAA
Messenger RNA from Acanthamoeba castellanii str. Neff, 660 nucleotides. RefSeq names its product glutathione S-transferase, C-terminal domain containing protein. Gene Ontology annotation, biological process: glutathione metabolic process. Bases 1 to 660 code for a protein of 219 amino acids. NCBI's taxonomy places the organism in Eukaryota, Discosea, Longamoebia, Acanthamoebidae. The record is from RefSeq and is a predicted model, not a curated record. Gene Ontology annotation, molecular function: glutathione transferase activity. The transcript has 3 exons.